Amphiprion ocellaris (clown anemonefish) is the source of this 3764-nucleotide messenger RNA. It is a transcript of the gene sorbs3, whose product is annotated as sorbin and SH3 domain containing 3. NCBI's taxonomy places the organism in Eukaryota, Metazoa, Chordata, Actinopteri, Pomacentridae. Bases 218 to 2392 code for a protein of 724 amino acids. The transcript is spliced from 21 exons. Gene Ontology annotation, molecular function: protein binding. The record is from RefSeq and is a predicted model, not a curated record.
UGAAUCAUUCACCGAAGAUAAAAGACACGCUGUUGGCCUUAGAAAGAGAGAGAGAAAGAGAGAGAGAGAAGAUCAGCAGUGGUUCCCUCCUUCUUUUCCAUUCACUUCCUCUCUCCUUCUGUACUGAAGAGACCUCUGCUCAGCCUGCACUCGCCUUUCUUUUUGAUGCGGGGCACAAGAAUCUGAUAUCUGUCACACAAAGAUCACAGCAGAUCACAUGCAGUCGCAGCAAAGUGCGGAAGUGGUUGGCGACCCGAAUGGCUCCCAGAUUGCUUUCUCUGGGGAGUCCGGAGUUUCCUCAAGUCAGCACAUACUAACUGCUCCAGAUCUGAACGUUGAGGUGGUCAUCUCUCCUGGACUCCCUACUCCUCCUCUGAGCCCUUAUCGCUCUGCGAGGCUGCCAUCCGGAGAGUUCAAGGUGUCAGAAGUGAAUGGAGGAGGUCCAGGGACUCCCAGCUUUGGAUCGUACUAUGGACCCUCACAGUCGUACGGUGGGCUGUCCAAUGGCGUUCAGGGCUCUUCCACUUUACCACGCAGCUGGGCUCCCACCAGGGAGGAGAGGCUGAUCAAGUUCUCAGGAAUCGGUCCGGUGGAUGAGACCGGGAUGCCCAUCGCCUCCAGAUCAAGUGUGAACAAACCCAGAGACUGGUACAAGAGCAUGUUCAGACAGAUUCACAAAAAGCCAGAGGAACCUGAGCUGGAGGAUUCAGAGCGGUGGUCAGCUGAACGACUCGGGUUAUCUGCCAACACAGAGCAAAGUAAUGAAGCAGACAAGGAUCUCUUCAGACUAACACCUUAUGGAGCUCUACCAGACUGGAGCGAGGAUGUAGAUAAGCUGUCAGACCCAGGAAAGCAGCACCGUCAGCCGAAAAGCAUAUUCGACUUCGAGCCUGGAAAAAGCACCACCUCAGAAAGCCACAGCCAGGCUUAUCUGUCUGCAAAGAAACAACCUGAGAAACCAAAGUCCCCUUCAAUCGAGGCCAGUCUGGUAUCUGAGCUGAGUCGAUUUGAGGCUGAGCUGGACUCGGACAUUCUGGGCCUGGAGAGGAGACUUUCCCAGAAGAAGCAGCAGCGUCGAGGCUGGGGUGAGGAGGAAAGAGGCAGGGAUCCAGUAGCUGCUCCAAAGACUGGCAACACAAACUACAGCAAUUCAUCAGCAUCAAAGCAGCCUGUCCGUCGCCCUGUUGGCACAUCAGCAGCAUCUGCUCCCACAUAUGUAGAACGUCUUUCUCCUGCAUAUGAAACCAUGGAGCUCCCAUCUAAAAAAGAGGACAAGAAGAUGAAAGCAGCGCGAGCCAAAUUUAAUUUCCAGGCUCAGUCACCCAAGGAGCUCACGCUGCAGAAAGGCGACAUUGUUUACAUCCACAGGCAGGUAGAUGCCAACUGGUUUGAAGGAGAACAUCAUGGAAGAGCUGGCAUUUUCCCCACAACUUAUGUGGAGAUUCUGCCUCCUACAGAGAAGCCAACACCUAUAAAGUCCCCCACUCUUCAGGUGUUGGACUACGGGGAAGCUGUGGCUCUCUAUAACUUCAAUGCUGAUCUACCUGUUGAACUUUCUUUUCGUAAAGGUGAGCUGAUCAGCAUAACCAGACGUGUUGACGAUAAGUGGCUGGAAGGCAGGAUCUCAGGAACAAGUCGGAGUGGCAUCUUCCCGGCCAGUUACGUCCAGGUCAACAAGAUGCCCCGCACCAAAUACUCCACGGAUGACUACUCACCGGGCCCCAUGUCCCCCAUCUCCCCUGGACCCCAAAGUCCAGGACGUCCACUCCACUCCCCCUGCUCGCGGUCACCGCUGUCCCCUUUCACGCCCCCUUCACUGAGCCCCAAACCUGAGCACUCCCCCGUGAUGCCGUCCUCACCUGUACCAUACGGCAGCCCGGCUUCACAGUCACGCUCCCCCACCCAGACACUCGCGUUCAAAGAAACGGCUAAUCGUUUACCCCACAGCAUCUCCAAAACCGGCUCCCCCACCAAACAGAACAGCCCCUGGUCCGGGACGCACUCAGCUAACCAGAACUCCUCACCUAGAACGGUUUCACCUUCCACUCAGUCGUCAGCGUCUGUACAAAGAGCCGGAGCUUCCACAGCGAGCACUCCCAGAUACCCUGACCCCUCACAGGGUGCAAUACCAAACCAGACUGCUUCGUCUAAUCCACAUGUCAACUCCCUGCCGCAAAGACAAGCACCAAACAUCCCUGGUUCCACAGUGGUGCAACGCCAACCAUAUAAAGCUGUGUACAACUACAAGCCACAGAAUUCGGACGAGUUGGAGCUCAGAGAAGGAGACAUUGUGCAAGUGAUGGAGAAAUGUGAUGAUGGCUGGUUUGUAGGUACGUCAGAACGGACUCAUGCUUUUGGGACUUUUCCUGGGAAUUACGUGGCACCGGUUUGACUUCCUCACUGACUGCUUGCACACAUCUGCUGGGACUCACAAGAGACCAGCUAAUAAUAAUUUAACAGUCCAAUCACCCACCACACUCCCAGUCCUGGUUUAGUAAAAUCUGCAUGUUCACUGUGUUUCCCGGGAGAGAGGUGAUGGGAGGGACAUUCUGCAGUUUCUCACCUCACCUCCCUGCAUGUGUGCGCACAUGAGUGUGUCCGUGUGUGUUGCACAGAGACUUGGAGAGUGUUUUCACACGCAUCACUUGAGAGGAAAGAAUGAAUGCUGAUGAUACUGUUUCAGAUGCAAAGAAUGGACUUUUUUGUUCCGCAGCUAUUUGCAGCUGCAGGAAAUUUGCAUUCCUUCCCACUGAGCAGCACUGUUCCCUCUGAAGUCCUGAUACAGUGCGAUGCUGCGUUCAGCUGCGUUCACCACAGUGCCAUCACAAACCACUGCUGAUUAUUUGGAAUGUAGAUAAGGAUUUUUCGAGCAUUUUGUUGGAUUAUUAAUAUUUCCUUCAAAUAUUUUCCCCAGAUCCGGAAAAUACCUGGGACAGGUUUUGAGGAAACAACAUGAACAUCUGUAAAUUGUGCUCAGAGUAAAGCACAUUAUGGGCUCAGACAUAUCAAGAUAAGUUUACAGCCUUUCACAAGGAUAUGCAGAAAAAAAAACAGAAGUAAUGCACAAACUGGUGACUUAAGGAAGUUAUUCAUGAUAGAUUGGUUGGAUUUUUGUAUGUUUGUCCCUGUUAAUCAACAGAGUGGAAUGCCAAAAGUGAAAUUAAAGAGAGAUCAUGUUCUGUGCUGUAAUAGUAGCUUCUCUGCUUUGAAGUUAAUUAUCCAACAUCUAUAAGUUGUAUAAGAUCAGCUGUGUUGAAAAGCUAGAAAACAACUCCACAGCAUUGGUUGAAUUAUCUUUUUAAGCAUUUGAAUCAGUUCUAUAUGUGCCAAAACUAAUCUUUAAUGACAUGCUUCUGUUAAACUCUCCACUGAAUGCUCCCGGCUCACUUCGUUUCUGCUACGUUUGCUACUACUGCUUUACAAUGUUUUUGCUGCUUAUGAAGUUAACAUCCUCACUUUGAUAACAGUAUUCAGAAAUAUCACUUAUGUUUUUGCCAGAGAAACAUUUGACGAGUUUGUAAGACUAAUUAAAAACUCCUUAUCAUGAAGUUAUUUUAUAUGAUAUAUUCAUGAUUUCACUGUAAAAAAAAAAAAAAAAAUAAAUAAAUAAUCGUAUUUAGUAAACACAAGAGAUGAUUGUACAGGCUGUUACCAUUUAUCAAACUGAAAGUAUAAUAUAUAUUUGCUGAAAAAACAAUGUGCUACAAAUGUAUGGUACGCAGUUUUUUAAAAAAUCUAUUAAACAUUACAGAGUGAUACUGAAA